Pseudophryne corroboree (corroboree frog) is the source of this 4963-nucleotide messenger RNA. RefSeq names its product EPH receptor A5 (gene EPHA5). Gene Ontology annotation, biological process: ephrin receptor signaling pathway; axon guidance; protein phosphorylation. Gene Ontology annotation, cellular component: dendrite; plasma membrane. NCBI's taxonomy places the organism in Eukaryota, Metazoa, Chordata, Amphibia, Anura, Myobatrachidae. The coding region runs from base 943 to 3996 and encodes 1017 amino acids. The transcript has 17 exons. The record is from RefSeq and is a predicted model, not a curated record. Gene Ontology annotation, molecular function: protein binding; transmembrane-ephrin receptor activity; ATP binding.
UCAGUCACACACACAUACAUACACGCACAUACAUACAUACAUACAUACAUACAUACAUACAUACAUACAUACAUACAUACACACACACACACAGCACACGGAGGCUAUCACAGGAGACUGCUGCCAUUCACUCCCAUCCAGAGGUGCUGAGGACACGACGGUUCCGAGAGUGCUGGCACAGGCGGAACUUCACUCUCCCUCCUCUCUUUUGUACUCAGCAGUGUGUCCCUGCCAGCUGACUGACUGAUGUGUGAGCUACAUGCUGGGUGCUCACUGCUUGUCAUCCAUUGCUGUCUGCAGCUGUAACAUCUCCCCAUCCUGUCACCUUACAGAAAGCGUGUCUGUGCAGUCUCCCUCUUCCCAUGCCUCUCACAUGCCAGCCCAGGUGCAUGUCACUCAGUGCCCUGUCAGUGUGAUGUCCUUGUAUGCUGCUCACCUCGAUAUGGGCAUCACUGCUAGUUGCAAUCUCCCCAGUGCUCAGUGCCAGCCCCCUCACCUCCUCUCCCCCUGCCCAGCACACCACAUUGCUGCCUAACCCCUGACUAUUGCUGGGAAUAAGUGUGCGGGGGGCUAGUCCUGUCACCUCCCUCACCCACCACCCCCAUCAUCCGGUCCCGCCGCCACCUCAUCAUCCGCUCUGCUCAGCAAUCACACAGACGUCCAGAGUGCUGAAGAGGAGAGGCGGAGGAGGCACCGGGGCUAUCUGUAGGGGAGGAGGAGGAGGCACCGGGGCUAUCUGUAGGGAAGGAGGAGGCAGGAGAGGGGGGACCUCACACCUGAUCACAUCUCAGCAGAAGGAACCAGACCCGGCUGCAGGGAGGGACAGGGGACAACUUCAUCAGCUGCCGGAUCUAUCACCGUGAUCCCAGGACCGGGCUCACUGAGACAGCCACACAGCCGUGCUUAAGGUUUCCUGCUGCCAGGAGUCCCCGGUGCGGGAAGAUGCUGCAUGCCCCUGAUGCCAGCCUUGGUGCCGGACUGCCCUGGUUUAAUAGUGGAUCUUCCUGGUCUGUUGGUACCUGGGGGGGAUUUGGCACUCAUCUAACCCUGUGGAUAUGGCUCAUCACCUGCAGCAAGUGGAGGACCAUGGCCAGCCCCAGCAAUGAGGUGAACCUACUGGAUUCUCGAUCAGUUAUGGGUGAUCUUGGAUGGAUAGCAUACCCAAAAAAUGGGUGGGAAGAAAUUGGUGAGGUUGAUGAGAACUAUGCUCCGAUACAUACAUAUCAAGUAUGCAAAGUGAUGGAACAAAAUCAGAAUAAUUGGCUCUUGACUAGUUGGAUCUCCAAUGAAGGGGCAUUAAGAAUUUUCAUUGAGCUCAAAUUCACACUACGGGAUUGCAACAGUCUUCCAGGGGGACUUGGUACUUGCAAAGAAACUUUUAAUGUAUAUUAUUUUGAAUCAAAUGAAGAAGAUGGCAGGAAUAUUAGGGAAAAUCAGUAUAUCAAGAUUGAUACUAUUGCAGCUGACGAGAGCUUCACUGAGUUGGACUUAGGGGACAGAGUUAUGAAGCUAAAUACAGAGGUGAGAGAUGUGGGUCCAUUGACCAAGAAAGGUUUCUACCUUGCCUUCCAAGAUGUGGGAGCAUGCAUUGCCCUGGUUUCUGUCCGUGUAUACUACAAGAAGUGCCCGUCAGUGGUACGUAACUUAGCCCUUUUUCAAGAUACAAUAACUGGGGCAGAUUCAUCACAACUGUUGGAAGUAUCCGGAUUGUGUGUCAAUAAUUCAGUGACAGUAGAGGCUCCCAAAAUGCACUGCAGUGCUGAAGGAGAGUGGCUUGUUCCAAUUGGGAAAUGCAUGUGUAAAGAAGGAUACGAGGAGAAGAAUGACACCUGCCAAGCAUGCCGUCCAGGAUUCUUCAAGUCUUCCCCUCAGAGUCAGACAUGCAGUAAGUGUCCACCUCACAGCUAUGCCCAUGAGGAAGCAUCAACGUCUUGUGUCUGUGCAGAACGCUAUUAUAGGAGAGAGUCUGACCCACACACAAUGGCAUGUACAAGACCACCAUCUGCUCCACGCAAUGCAAUUUCCAACAUCAAUGAAACAAGUGUGUUUUUAGAAUGGACGUUCCCAUCAGACACUGGGGGAAGGAAAGAUGUCUUCUAUAAUAUUGUAUGCAAGAAGUGUAACUCCAUCUCCGGCAUGUGUGAGGAGUGUGGAAUUCAUGUCCGUUACAUACCUCAGCAAACCGGUCUCAGAAACACAUCGGUAAUGGUAAUAGAUCUGCAAGCUCACACAAAUUACACCUUUGAGAUUGAGGCUGAAAAUGGCGUGUCAGAGCUGAUCCUGGGAUCUAGACAGUACGUCUCUCUGAAUGUCACCACCAACCAGGCUGCCCCAUCUCCUAUCACUCACGUGAAGAAGGGAAAAAUUGCCAAAAACAGCAUUUCCGUAUCUUGGCUGGAACCAGAAAGACCCAACGGUAUCAUCCUGGAAUAUGAGAUCAAAUACUUUGAAAAGGAUCAAGAAACCAGCUACACAAUCAUCAAGUCCAAGGAGACAGAACUCACUGCAGAGGGAUUAAAGCCUGCAUCAUCCUACAUAUUCCAGAUCAGAGCACGCACGGCCGCAGGGUACGGUGCCUUCAGUCGCAGAUUUGAGUUUGAAACCAGCCCAGUGUCAUUUGCAGCAACCGGUGAUCAGAGCCAGAUUCCUAUAAUUGCCGUGUCGGUCACUGUGGGAGUUAUUCUGCUGGCCGGAGUUGUUGGUUUUCUUCUCAGUGGAAGGCGAUGUGGCUACAGCAAAGCUAAACAGGAUCCAGAGGAGGAGAAGAUGCAUUUUCACAAUGGACACAUUUUUUGUUCCUCUACAGUUAAAUUACCAGGAAUAAAGACAUACAUUGACCCUCAUACCUACGAGGACCCAAGCCAGGCCGUACAUGAAUUCGCUAAGGAAAUAGACGCUUCCUGUAUAACCAUUGAGAGAGUUAUUGGAGCAGGUGAAUUCGGGGAGGUUUGUAGUGGUCGGAUUAAACUUCCUGGGAAAAGAGAGUUUUCGGUUGCUAUCAAGACUCUUAAAGUUGGAUAUACCGAUAAGCAGAGGAGAGAUUUCUUAGGUGAAGCAAGUAUAAUGGGACAAUUUGACCAUCCAAACAUCAUCCAUUUAGAGGGUGUUGUCACAAAAAGCAAACCAGUAAUGAUUGUGACAGAAUAUAUGGAAAAUGGCUCUCUGGAUACUUUCCUAAAGAAAAAUGAUGGUCAGUUCACUGUGAUUCAGCUAGUGGGUAUGCUGAGGGGCAUUGCAUCUGGAAUGAAGUACCUCUCGGACAUGGGCUAUGUGCACAGAGACCUGGCAGCUCGAAACAUACUCAUAAACAGCAACUUGGUGUGCAAGGUGUCCGACUUUGGUCUGUCCAGAGUCCUUGAAGAUGAUCCUGAAGCCGCAUAUACAACAAGGGGAGGAAAAAUACCAAUCCGAUGGACUGCCCCUGAAGCCAUUGCUUUCCGCAAGUUCACCUCUGCAAGUGAUGUCUGGAGCUAUGGAAUUGUAAUGUGGGAAGUCAUGUCAUACGGAGAGAGACCCUACUGGGAGAUGACAAACCAGGAUGUAAUUAAAGCUGUUGAGGAAGGUUACCGGUUGCCAAGUCCCAUGGAUUGCCCGGCUGCUCUUUAUCAGCUCAUGCUGGAUUGUUGGCAGAAAGAUCGGAACAGUAGGCCCAAGUUUGAAGAGAUUGUCAGUAUGUUGGACAAGCUGAUCCGUAACCCGAGCACCUUAAAGACACUUGUUAAUUCAUCUAACAGGAUAUCAAAUUUACUGGUUGAGCAUAAUCCAAUCGGAAAUGGUGUGUACAGAUCAGUAAAUGAGUGGCUUGAGGCCAUCAAGAUGGGAAGGUAUGCUGAUACAUUUGUGGAGAAUGGAUACACUUCAAUGGAUGCAGUGACUCAAAUGACUUUGGAAGAUCUGAGAAGGUUUGGAGUGACUCUGGCCGGCCAUCAGAAGAAAAUAAUGAAUAGCAUCCAAGAAAUGAGAGCCCAGUUAUUGAACGGAAUGGUGCCCUUGUAAUUUUGACAUUCCGCGACCAAGCAAGUCUGCACUUUGUAACCUGCCCAGAGAUUUAUAGACAUAGAGAAAACUGAAUUGAAAAAAGGGAAGUAUAGCAUUAUAGAAAACUGAAAAUGACACAGUGAACAUACAACAGAUAACUCAAAAAUCAGUAUUUGACUCAGACUCCCAUUUAUUUUUUAUUCUGUUUGUGUCAUCAUUUUUCAUGAGUAAUUGCAACAUGCAUGGACAUGGAGCUGGAUUUAGAGAUAUAUAAAGUGUGGUUAGCCUGUUCUUUUGCUCUUCUAUAACAAAGGACUUCCCAUGAUGCUUUGUACAUGGAUUGUUUAUAGCAUCUUGAUAGUGCUUUCAUUGUAGCAGCACACUAAAUUCUUCCAAGGACUUACUUGAAUGGAUCAUGUUAAACAACGUUUUGUAGCCAUGUACGGCCUAGGGGGAUAAAAGCUGCAGUGUACUGAUGUUUACCAAGUCUCAAUUGUCUACAAAGGAGUAUUGAAGAGCAAUAUGUUUAGAUUUUCUUGAUAGUUAUCUCUUUUUUUGUAAAUUAAAAAAAUGCUGUUACACAGCAUUAAGGUAUGAAAGCGUAUGUAUAAACAAGUUGCUUGAUCAAUUGCAAAUACAAUAUAUUUAUUUUUUUGUGUUCUGGGUUCUAUUAGUUUGCUCUCUUGUGAGUUUAAUGCAUACUAUAAUGAAUAUGUAUAUAAUGUACAGUUUGCUACACUCCCAGGUACAGUUUUGUGCUGCCACUUAUAACUGUAUUUUUUGUUGUUUUGUUCUUAAAACAACCAUAACAAGUUGAUAGAUAUUUUAAACAAAUUAAGUAAAAAAAAAAAAUUACAAAAAUCCAUCUUUUUUUCCUACCUUCUAAAUACUGUAAUUUCUGAGGCAACUAUGCUUUGUAAAAAUACAGGGUAUGUGUAUAAAGAUAACAAAAUGAAAAAUAUGAUAUUAAAUAGGCAUUUUGUUA